Molecule: messenger RNA, 1478 nt
Organism: Protopterus annectens (West African lungfish)
Lineage: Eukaryota; Metazoa; Chordata; Ceratodontiformes; Protopteridae
Gene: UBE2V1
Product: ubiquitin conjugating enzyme E2 V1
Exons: 1
Coding region: 16-228 (70 amino acids)
Source: RefSeq, a predicted model, not a curated record
AGUUAGUUUUUCUUCAUGUGCGUGAUAGUGGAGUUUUUAUUGCACAACCUGAAUAAUGAAUGCAUUUUUUUCAAUUUUCAGGUUGACGCAAAAGCCAUACCAGUUCUAGCAAAAUGGCAACCGGGACAAAGUAUCAGAGUUGUUCUGCAAGAACUAAGGCGUCUAAUGAUGUCUAAAGAGAAUAUGAAACUUCCACAGCCACCUGAAGGACAAUGUUACAGCAAUUAAAAAGGAUGCCGUUCUGUCCAGUUCACUGUCUUCAUUUUUCAUGGUAGUUCAUUUUCUAGCUGCAUCUUGUAGACUUUUACAUACUGGAAAAUAAACAUCCCAUUCAGAAUCUGUUCAUUUUUGAAAUACUAUACAAGCUAGUAAUUUUCUUUAAACAAUGGUAAUCUUACCAUAAUCUUGUGUGUAACCACUGUUUUUGAAGUUGAACUGGUGUCGGGGGUGGGAGUGGGGGAGUAAAAAUUAGUACCAUCAGAACCAGUAAGGCACAUUUAAACUCAACUGUGAAACCCUGCAAUACACAAUCAUUUAGCUGCAGGUUAGUUUCCCUGAAGUUUUCCACACUGUAUGUGAUAGCAUUGAUGCUCAGGGCUUAAUAGUCUGUGUAAAAAGGUUUUGAGGUCCAGUGGGAUACUGGAUGACUUUGGACUACUAAUUAAAAUAUAAUGUGUGAUCACAAUCAUCCUUUUCCAUCUCUGUUAAAGACUGAAUGUAGCUAAUAAAAGGCCUUUUUCAGCAUAACAUGAUGAAAGGGAGGAAAGGAAGGAGGUAUUUACAAAUCAGCUUAGACUGACCUAGAUUAACACGUGUUGUAAAAAUAAACAAAAAAUCACUGGAGACAGUUGUACAGACUUCUCAAAAUAGUGUGAUUCUAUACUUUUGUCAGCUCAGACUAAACUAUAAGCUGUACUCCAAGGGAUUUUGUGCUGUAAAAUUCAGUAGCUUCGUAAAAGAGCGAGUAACUCAGCUUUCACACAUUUUUUGUAGCUAGAGUGUUUGCUUCUGUUCAAAGGACUGUUGGGAGGAGUACUAAUAAAACUUGAAAUGAUACAAGUCUUCAGAAUUUACAGAGACAAGUGAAACACUGCAGCCUUCCGACAUACUCCAGUUCACAAAUAUAUGUGGUGGAAGUGGGCUAUUACCUGGCAGUUCUGGCUAUAUUGUCCCUAUCUUCAGAUUGGAGCAUCAGCUUUGGUGAAUGCAAAAAGAAAGCGAAAGCAUGACUGUGCACUUAGGCAUUAUUUCAUAUGUGUACUUGAAAGUAUGAAGCCACAUGCCUUCAGAAGCACGUCACAAGUUCUCAACUGCUAACGUUUCCACUUAAAUCUGUUUGAGAUUUGUUAAAAAUACUAGUUUUGAGGACUUGUUCUCUGUAAUUAAAGAAUUUAACAUAACAGUAUUCCAUAAGCAGCCUUUUUAUUGUACCAAACCAUUGCCUGAUUUUAAGAUAAUAAAAAUGUGCAUUAAUUCUA